Messenger RNA from Eriocheir sinensis (Chinese mitten crab), 1038 nucleotides. Its product is annotated as nascent polypeptide-associated complex subunit alpha, muscle-specific form-like. The transcript is spliced from 2 exons. NCBI's taxonomy places the organism in Eukaryota, Metazoa, Arthropoda, Malacostraca, Decapoda, Varunidae. Bases 42 to 914 code for a protein of 290 amino acids. The record is from RefSeq and is a predicted model, not a curated record.
CAAUCGCUAUCUAUACUUCAUGUCCUUCCCUUCGCUAAUUCAUGUCCUCCCCUCUGCAGCGACAACGAGAGCAAGCGGCCGAGUGCCAGGACGCGGAGAGCGGAGGGAGCAGGAGGCGGUGCACAAGGCGCCGCUUCUGCUGUAGGCCUACCAUGGAUGCUGUUGCUGCUGCUUCCCCUACUGCUGCGUCUGUUCCGGCUCUCCCUCAGGUUGUAAUCGCCUGUGAGGUUACUUCUGCUCCUCCUGCUAUUCCCGAAGUCAUACCAGCUGCUAGAUUCGCUACUACUACUUAUACUACUCCUGCUACUUCUGAGGUUGCUACUGCUGCUACAACUUCAGCUUCAAAGGUCACUCCUGCUACUGCCACUUCGUCUGAGGUUAAAGCCGUUCCAAAAGGCUCUCCUGCUGUUCCUGCCACUCCGUCUGAGGUUAAAGCAGUUCCAAAAGGCUCUCCUGCUGUUACUGCCACUCCGUCUGAGGUUAAAACAGUUCCAAAAGGCUCUCCUGCUGUUACUGCCACUCCGUCUGAGGUUAAAACAGUUCUAAAAGGCUCUCCUGCUGUUACUGCCACUCCGUCUGAGGUUAAAACAGUUCUAAAAGGCUCUCCUGCUGUUACUGCCACUCCGUCUGAGGUUGAGGGAGUUCGACAAGCCUCUGCUAUUGCUCCCUACACUACUUUUUCCACCGACGUCCCUGCUGGCACGCCCUCCGGUAAUCCAGCCUCCUCUGGGUCCGGCACCGCCCCCAUCGGCUCCCAGGCCUCCGCGCGGUGUCCCAGGCUGCUCCCGAGGCGUACUGACUCGCAGGAGGGCAGGGCCAGGGCGUGGAUGGCGGUGACGCUGGGGGAGCCAUGUGAGCGUCCGGGCCUCAGCCUGAUGAAGGUGUGGGCGUGGAGAGAAGGACGCAAACGGUAAAGAGAAGAAACCACGAAGGAGGGAUGAAAACCGAAGACAGCGAUGAGGAGAAGGUAGAGAAAGACGAAUAAAAAAGAAGAAAAUGCAUGCAACGUAUACUGAGGGGUUUAUUUAUUGAGAGAGA